Messenger RNA from Canariomyces notabilis, 1013 nucleotides. RefSeq lists its product as uncharacterized. The record is from RefSeq and is a predicted model, not a curated record. The transcript has a single exon. Lineage: Eukaryota; Fungi; Ascomycota; Sordariomycetes; Sordariales; Chaetomiaceae. The coding region runs from base 96 to 818 and encodes 240 amino acids.
UAUGUAGACGAGAUGAUUCAAUGCCGCCUCGUAUCUAACCAAAUGCCAGUUGCAGACAGACUCGCAUAUAACUUCAGCCCCAGACCAUCAUUACAAUGGUUGGUCAAAUCAAAAUGAUCGAGAAGCCCAAGACAGCGUCUUGGGAUCUAAGUAUCAGCGACGCAGACUUCGCCAAGUUCAGACGCGGCAAUGUGAUUCGAGAUCUGGAUGACAAAUGGGCCUUUGUACCAUUGACCCCUCAAGACUUGGCGAAUCAGUUGAUAGGAUAUUUUGGAACUACGGGAGGUGAUUCGAUCGGGGAUUGGGCUGUAGCGGACAACGUCCCAACGAAUGAGCUGCCGACGGAUGAAGAGUCGACGGAUGCAGAGUCGGUGGAUGAAGAGUCAAUGGAUGCAACAUUGACAGACGAAGAAUCGAAGGAUCCUCAGGAUACACAGUUGACGGAUGAAGAGUCGGUGGAUGAAGACCCAGCCCCGGCGCCUCUUGAAGACUGGCAUUUCGAUUCGGAGGACGACGACUCGAACGACGAACCGCCCACACUGGAUCUGCAGCAGCCUGGUUAUAUGUCCAUUGUCCGAGCCUGGACAGGCAUCGAAACUUACAGAUUUUAUGUCAAGCCGAGGGAGGGAGACACCAGUGCCAAAAUCGUAUUCAUCACCUGGGACCCAAACCAGUACCCUGCCAUUAGCUUGGUGGAUGAGGAUGCCGGCCCUGGCACGUCGGAAGAAACUGCCAAAAGGGAGGUCGUCCUUAUGUGUAGGGCAGAGCAUCAUCUUGACUGCGAUCUUGAGGCUGCCCCGGAAUAUGAUAUUGAUUGAGGAAGUUCGCCUUCUUCACUGGGGGUUUUCAAGAAGGGCCGCCCAGGGCUGUUCAAGUGACGCCGACCAACAUACCAGGUUUCAGGGAAGAGUUGGGUUACAUGUUUUGUUUUGUGGAGACUCGUGUUGGUGUACAUCCGGUUUUCAUUAUCUGAUAUGCAAUUGCGUUUAACAUCUAUGCUACCGUCGAAGUUG